Mustela erminea (ermine) is the source of this 1156-nucleotide messenger RNA. RefSeq names its product serine and arginine rich splicing factor 9 (gene SRSF9). The transcript has 4 exons. The record is from RefSeq and is a predicted model, not a curated record. The coding region runs from base 144 to 809 and encodes 221 amino acids. Gene Ontology annotation, molecular function: mRNA binding. Lineage: Eukaryota; Metazoa; Chordata; Mammalia; Carnivora; Mustelidae. Gene Ontology annotation, cellular component: cytoplasm; ribonucleoprotein complex; nucleus.
UCCGCUUCCGCUCCGCCGUUCCCACAAUGCAGUGCGGCUGAGCGCCUCCGAGCCCGCGGGGACGCUGCGGGGGAACCCCGGCUGAGGCGGCGGCGGCGGCGGCGACGUGGGCUGCGGCGGGCCCGCGGCGUCGGGCGGUGCGGAUGUCGGGCUGGGCGGACGAGCGCGGCGGCGAGGGAGACGGGCGCAUCUACGUGGGGAACCUUCCGACCGACGUGCGCGAGAAGGACCUGGAGGACCUGUUCUACAAGUACGGCCGCAUCCGCGAGAUCGAGCUCAAGAACCGGCACGGCCUCGUGCCCUUCGCCUUCGUGCGCUUCGAGGACCCCCGAGAUGCUGAAGAUGCAAUUUAUGGAAGGAAUGGUUAUGAUUAUGGCCAGUGUCGGCUUCGUGUGGAGUUCCCUAGGACUUACGGCAGUCGGGGUGGGUGGCCCCGUGGUGGGAGGAAUGGACCUCCUACAAGAAGAUCUGAUUUCCGAGUUCUUGUUUCAGGACUUCCACCAUCAGGUAGCUGGCAGGACCUGAAGGAUCAUAUGCGAGAAGCUGGGGACGUCUGUUAUGCAGAUGUGCAGAAGGAUGGAAUGGGGAUGGUUGAGUAUCUCAGAAAAGAAGACAUGGAAUACGCCCUGCGUAAACUGGAUGACACCAAAUUCCGCUCUCAUGAGGGUGAAACUUCCUACAUCCGAGUUUAUCCAGAGAGAAGCACCAGCUAUGGCUACUCACGGUCUCGGUCUGGCUCAAGGGGCCGUGACUCUCCAUACCAAAGCAGGGGUUCCCCACACUACUUCUCUCCUUUCAGGCCCUACUGAGACAGGUGAUGGGAAAUUUUUCUUUAUUUUUUAGGUGAACUGAGCUGCUUUGUGCUCAGAAUCUACAUUCCAGAUUGAUGAUUUAGUGUCUUAGGAAAUUUUUUUAAUUUUUUUUUUAAGGAAAUAAAAUACAUAAUUUCUACCAGGGCCAUAUUGGCAGUGAAGCAUUUUAAACUGCAGAAAUUGUGGUUUUGGUUCAGAAAUAAGUUGUAUAUUUUUCACCCCUGAUUAUGGGAAAAAAAUCAGUGCUGUGUCUUUGUGGGUUGCUCUACUAUGGAGAUCAGCAGUUACUGUGACUGAGUCGGCCCAUUCUGUUUAGAAAUAUAUUUUAAACGUUUAGUAAUUGA